CUUAAUUUAUUGCAAAAUAAAUGUUUUUAUGGUCACUUACAAGUUUGAUGGUGGGUUUCAUUAGGUCUUUAGUCAUAGGUCGAAAUAUAUUGGGUUCGAAAAAGCCGUACUAGUAAGUACACUAAGUUUAUCGUUAUGAGUAAAUACAAUGUGAUAAUUUAUGCUGAUUAAGUCCGCCAUUUUAGAAGAAGAAAUAAUUCAUAACAAUUUUCAAUAAAUUGCUUUAAUGCACGGUAAUUAUACUUUAUUUGAUCGCUCAUUAGUCCAGGAAGGUUACAACUGAUCCGGCAAUAGCUGACACUGUAGGAAUGUUUACCACAGUUUGGUAUUUUGACCGUCUUUGUUUUCACGUUUUGUAAACAAAGGAAUUUGUGUAUUGGACUACGCUUUGCGAUUGGAUUACUGCAUAAUGUGUAUAAAGACAACGAUGGUUGAUUAACUCUUCAAUUCUAUGGUGAAAAAUGUGUAUACUAAUAUUAGGAACAUCUCACAUACACUGGUUGGAACGAUUUCUUCGACAAAAGGGCAACAAUAACAAUGUUUUUAACGUUGGUGGCGAUGCUAGCCCAGAAGUACAUUUCCGAAGUAUAAGUGGAGGAAAAAUUUGUAAUAAACACCACGUUAACUGUUGGGAACUGAGUAUAUCAGAACUGCGUCCAAAAUAUUUAAUAAUUCAAUUAGGUGGAAACGAUAUUGAUUCGUCUAAAAUGGACAGUGCAUCAUUAGAACUUCUGGUUUUGCGAAUAGUGAACAUUUUCGCAACAUUUCAAGUUCGAUACAACAUUGCGGAGGUUGUGGUGUUGCAGUUCAUUCCAAGACCUAGGCCACGUUAUAUAUCGGGAGAUACCUAUGGUGAAUUGGUGCACAAAGCCAAUAUCAUGCUCAAAGGGGAGCUAUCAAAAUUUCCUCGAAUACUUUAUUGGAAGAUCAAGGGAAUAAAAAAUCCAACAACAAACAUCUUUAGAGACGGUGUUCAUUUGAAUUUUGCUGGCAUGAUAAGAUAUUACAAAAACAUUCGUGGAGCUGUUUUGAAGCUAUUAAAAUCAUAAUUUCCUGAUCAAGUACGUGAUAAGUACAUACCAACAAGUGAAAUGUGGAAAACUGUGGAUCUCAAGUGAAGACGACAAAUAUAUACUUUACAUUUUAGUCCCAAAGUGAACUUAAGACGUAUACUAAUUUUGGUUGAAUGUGAUAGUUAUAGUAUCAAAUUAUUUGAAGGACUAUGUUUGCACAUUUACUUGACAAUUUCUAGCGAAAUGUUUGUUUUUUAUUACACACAUAAUGUUUGUGCAUAUAAUGCUUUUAUUGAUGGCUUUGAUGUAGUUAGUUUUUAAUGAUGCCUUAAUUUUAAGGUGGUUUAUUCGACUUUAGUGGUAAAGUUCGUAAGAUUUAACAGUUUGUUAAAGUCCUUAAUUGUAAGGAUAUUUUAGUUUAAACACGCCUUAAUUUUAAGGUAGUUGUUUAAUGCUAAAUAGUUUUUAGUUACAUACACCUUAAUUGUAAGGUGACAAUUUUCAAAAGAGUUGAAAAUAUUUUCUAAGUUAAUGUUCCUUAAUUUUAAGGAAUAUGAGCUAUAGCUUUACACCUUAAUUGUAAGGUGACACCUUAAUUGUAAGGUGACAAUUUUCAAAGGAGUUGAAAUCAUUUUCUAAGUUAAUGUUCCUUAAUUUUAAGGAAUAUGAGCUAUAGCUUUACACCUUAAUUGUAAGGUGACACCUUAAUUGUAAGGUGACAAUUUUCAAAAGAGUUGAAAUUAUUUUCUAAGUUAAUGUUCCUUAAUUUUAAGGAAUAUGAGCUAUAGCUUUACACCUUAAUUGUAAGGUGACACCUUAAUUGUAAGGUGACAAUUUUCAAAGGAGUUGAAAUCAUUUUCUAAGUUAAUGUUCCUUAAUUUUAAGGAAUAUAAGCUAUAGCUUUACACCUUAAUUGUAAGGUGACACCUUAAUUGUAAGGUGACAAUUUUCAAAAGAGUUGAAAUUGUUUUCUAAGUUAAUGUUCCUUAAUUUUAAGGAAUAUGAGCUAUAGCUUUACACCUUAAUUGUAAGGUGACACCUUAAUUGUAAGGUGACAAUUUUCAAAAGAGUUGAAAUUAAUUUCUAAGUUAAUGUUCCUUAUUUUUAAGGAAUAUGAGCUAUAGCUUUACACCUUAAUUGUAAGGUGACACCUUAAUUGUAAGGUGACGAUUUUCAAAAGAGUUGAAAUUGUUUUCUAAGUUAAUGUUCCUUAAUUUAAAGGAAUAUGAGCUAUAGCUUUACACCUUAAUUGUAAGGUUGUCAGAAUAAUCACAGUUUUACUGUACAUAGUUUUUUUUUUUUUUUUUUUUUUUUUUUUUUUUUU
Messenger RNA from Ruditapes philippinarum (Manila clam), 2337 nucleotides. RefSeq lists its product as uncharacterized. The transcript has a single exon. NCBI's taxonomy places the organism in Eukaryota, Metazoa, Mollusca, Bivalvia, Venerida, Veneridae. The record is from RefSeq and is a predicted model, not a curated record. Bases 462 to 1049 code for a protein of 195 amino acids.